CUGAGGUGUAUAAAUAAGUGAAGCUGUGUACUCUCAGAGAACAUUUUUCCACACUGAAGUUACCCUGCGGUUUCCCAGUUCCAGCCAUGUUCUUCUCCAAGACUAUUGCCAGUUUGGCUGUCCUCUUGGCCGUGCUGAUUACCAUUGUGGCCGGCGGACUGUCAAGCGGUGGGGGAGGAAAAACAUACAGCUAUGACCUAUCCAAGAAGUCUGACCUGACAAAGCUGUACAACUCACGAGUGUAUGAAGCAGACAGAAUGAAAAGGCCCUUGGAUGGUAUGCCUUUUGCAAUCGGACCUCUAAGCCACUCUGGAGUCAGAGUGACAUUGGCUGAUGGAAGCAAAUGGCUGGUCCAUAAAGGGAAGGAUUAUGGGAUCAGCUCCCAGACCGUUGUGGUUGACGCCCGUCACAUGAGCUCUGACUGGAAGAUCAUUGAGACAAAAGAUUUCAGGGGGAGUAAGACCGUCUCUGAUUUUGUGAAAGCUGGAGGCACUGACUACAGCCUCAUCUUUGACAACUGCCAUGAUGGGUCUGGAAGAAUGAUGGACAAUUAAGAAGCCAAGCCCAGUUGUAGAUCAAUCUGCUUUAUCUUCAUCGCAUGCAAUUCAUCGUAAUUAUAGUAGGCCUAUACUGGAGGUGUUGCUAAACUGUAAAGUGGAAGUUAUGUGUUCAGUACUUACACACCCCAUGUGUUUAUUUGGCUUUGUAAACUAAUAAAAAUAAACAGUUGCAGUUGUUUGUA
This is a messenger RNA of Megalops cyprinoides (Indo-Pacific tarpon), 742 nucleotides long. RefSeq lists its product as uncharacterized. The record is from RefSeq and is a predicted model, not a curated record. NCBI's taxonomy places the organism in Eukaryota, Metazoa, Chordata, Actinopteri, Elopiformes, Megalopidae. The transcript is spliced from 4 exons. The coding region runs from base 87 to 554 and encodes 155 amino acids.